Hibiscus syriacus is the source of this 1774-nucleotide messenger RNA. RefSeq lists its product as uncharacterized. The transcript has 7 exons. NCBI's taxonomy places the organism in Eukaryota, Viridiplantae, Streptophyta, Magnoliopsida, Malvales, Malvaceae. Gene Ontology annotation, molecular function: protein binding. Bases 28 to 1467 code for a protein of 479 amino acids. The record is from RefSeq and is a predicted model, not a curated record.
UCUCACUUUUUCUCUGUAGUGGGAAAAAUGAGAGAAUCUCAUCUGAUUUUCACACUAAUACUUCUUUUAGCUCUUUACCCCCUUCAUUUCCAAGCUAAUGCUGCCCCUACUGGGCCAUUGAUAAAGCACUUGUCUUCUUUACUUAAAUGGACCAGGUCUUCCACCAAAACUCCCCAGUCAGAUGGCAAUGUUCUUCAAUUUGAGAAUGGUUACUUAGUUGAGACUGUUGUUGAAGGCAAUGAGAUAGGAGUUGUUCCUUACAAGAUUUGCGUCUCCGAGGACAGCGAACUAUUUGCUGUUGAUGAAGUUAAUAGUAACAUUGUUAAGAUUACUCCGCCAUUGUCUCAAUAUAGCCGGGGCAGAUUGGUUGCUGGGUCAUUUCAGGGUUACACAGGGCAUGUGGAUGGAAAGCCGAGUGAUGCCCGUUUCAAUCAUCCCAAAGGUGUAACCAUGGAUGAUAAGGGAAAUGUAUACGUUGCUGAUACCAUGAAUCUUGCUAUUAGAAAGAUAGGAGAUGCAGGUGUCACAACUAUUGCUGGAGGAAAGUCGAAUGUUGCAGGAUAUAGGGAUGGGCCUAGUGAGGAUGCAAAGUUCUCGAAUGAUUUUGAUGUGGUAUAUGUUCGACCGACCUGUUCCUUGUUAGUUAUCGAUAGAGGAAAUGCUGCUCUUCGACAAAUUUCACUUAACCAAGAUGAUUGUGAUUAUCAGUAUAGUUCAGUUUCUCCCACAGAUAUCCUGAUGGUUCUUGGUGCGGUCUUGGCCGGAUAUGCUACUUGCUUACUUAAGCAGGGAUACGGACCUUCUUUCUUCCCGAGAAUGCAACCUUCUGAUAAAGAAUUCAAAGAACAACCAAGCAAGGAGAAGCCAACACCGAUUGUCGAUAGCAUGAAAGAGGAACCCGGGUGGCCAUCUUUCGGUCAACUUGUCACAGACCUGUCUAAGCUUGGCCUUGAAGCAAUGGCAAGAGUAUUCCUCUAUUUUGUCCCCUCUCGUUUCCGAUCAAAUGGCUCGAAGAAAAGUCUUACACCGAUGAAGGAUUCUCUUAUAAUGCCUGAAGAUGAAUUCCCUCCUCCGUUAGUUCAAAAGCAGACCACUCCAGCACCCGUUUCUGAUACCCGACAUACACAUACAACUAAUACAACUGACAGGUACUCCGAAAUGAAGCCUCCGAAGAUAAAAUCGAGCAGUUUUAGGGAUCCUUCUUUGUCUAGCAAGCACCGCUUCUCAAAACGACAAGAAUACGCAGAAUUCUAUGGGCCAGGUGUGGCACCUCCUUUCAGUAGGUCUAAGACCCAGAAAGAAAGAACAAGACACCGCCAACGAGAGAAAACAGCCGAGGUGGCUUUUGGAACAGGCGGGACAGAUAAAAAACCAGUCGAGACGAAGCCAGUUGAUUAUGAUAACUCAAAGUUUGAUCAUUACAAUAUGAGGAGCAAGUAUGGAUCCAGUGUUUCAUUCCGAUUCUGAAGUAAUCCAAACUUCGUAUCCAUCUUGCAUGCGCGUCACCGAAUUCACAUUAAGCUAGUUUGUAACUGAAUCAUGUAUGUAUUAGCAGUAGUUUGUACCGUAGAGAUCUACACAUGAGAAUGGCAAUUUAGCAUCGGUUUUUGUUCAUUGCCAACUGCUGUAAUGUAUGCAAGGUUUGAUAUUACCUGCAUAUGACCGAUCCGAACCGAACGAAGUCUUAUGUCUAGUUGCUAUGGAUUUCCGAGGGAAACUGAUCAUUUGUAAGCAUAGUGGUUAACAAACUUUCAUUAUUGCGGAGAACUCGUUU